AUGAACCCAGAAGGGUGUCAAUAUGAUCCAUUGUACGGCUACACACAACCACAAACAAGAAUAACAGCAGCGCCAGAUAUUACAACUUUAACACCUUUUGCACCGCAAGCAGCAUCUCUUGGAGAAUAUUCAUCCGCGCAUGCCCUUUCCACCUAUGAUCCCUACAGAUAUCCUUCUUACUAUCCAUCUUAUGGUCCCACUACCGGAUCCACAUCCUUCUAUGCUACAGAUUUAACGCCAUUUUCGACAAAUCGGAGCAAUGCAGAUUUCUCGAAAUCAGUUCGUUCUGAUCCAGAAAUUGCAAAAGAUAUUAAGCAGGAACAGGAUCUUAAAGAGCACACAGCAGAAUUGAUUUCCGCAGUGGGUGGUUCAACCAAUGACAUUCCAGAAGCGCAUGCGGAAUUAAUCCAAACAAAUGCAGAUGUCGCUAAUACUUCAACCGUUGUGCAACAACAUGCUGAAGCUACACAGGUUCCACGAAGACGUAAGUUUCUGGACAGAAGGAAAGCAGCAACAAUGCGCGAAAGGCGACGAUUGCGUAAAGUAAACGAAGCAUUUGAAGUGGUUAAACAAAGGACAUGUCCUAAUCCAAAUCAAAGAUUACCAAAGGUUGAAAUCCUAAGAAGCGCUAUUGAAUAUAUUACAAAACUAGAAAAUAUGCUACAAAGUCAGGGAAAAAUGACGAAAAUUAUGGCUGCUAAUCAAGGAAUUCACUUGCCGGAUAACGAUGGACAGGAUUAUGUCUCUGUGCAUAAUACACCUAGCAAUGGUUCAACGGCAGCUUAUUACGACAGAAAAAUAGGAACAUUUACGGAAGAGAAUGAAGAUUUCGGAAGUGUAAGCACCGGCGAAAACCCUCAUGAAGCAAGGAAAGCAACGGGGAAGAAAAGCUCCUUAGAACGACUAUCACGUAUUGUAGACAGUAUAGCAGCUGAUGAAGAUGAAGUAGUGGUAGAAAGUUCGAGUGAACCUUCUGCUGUCCGAUAA
Molecule: messenger RNA, 987 nt
Organism: Cercopithifilaria johnstoni
Lineage: Eukaryota; Metazoa; Nematoda; Chromadorea; Rhabditida; Onchocercidae
Source: the annotation of a GenBank genome assembly